AUGGCAGAUGCUGUGAGUAUAUGGAAAAAACCUCGAUGGGAUCAAGAGGAGGAUGUAAUUCUGAUUAAAAGGCACUGUCAACAACAGGGAAAUGUGUGAAAGAGCACUCUUGUUCUCCUGACCAAACUUCUCUCACAUGUCCAGGCUUUGAAAAAAGAUUUGAAUGGUGUUUUAGCUGCAUACGUGGGCUUUGCUACAGAACUGGAGAAGCAGAGCAAACAGCUAUUGGAGCGGAUGGGCAUUAUCAGCAAAGCGGUCCAGAGUGACCAGGUUGGUGACACUCAAAGGCUACAGGCACAGGUGGCUUCUCUGGAACACUCUUUACAAGAGGAAAAGGAAAGUCAAAGAUCAGAGCAGAUGAGGUGGAGGGAGAUACUCUACACACUAAUCGAGCAUAGGGGUAAUAUUAGCGUGCACUGCAGGGUGUGCCCCGUCCUGCCUUUUGACUACAUCCACUGUUCUUUAUCCACUAAUGGGAAAAAUCCCAAUCAGUCAUUGUGGUAUGAGGAUGGAGCAGCAGUGGGGGUUAAGACAGAAGUCAUCACGACCAGCAAAGGCACUAGUGAAGUGCCCUGUCUUACAUACAGUUGUAUGCAAAACUCAGCAGAGGUGAUGCAGCUCCGCCUCCUCACACUACAGCUGUUGGCUCUCACCCUCAGUCUUCCCCCUGCCAUUCACCCUGCCCCUUUCACCUCUUGGCAGGUUGUACCCCAGGAACCACUCAGAACAAAGCUGCAGCUGGUUGAUCUGUCAGGCAGUGAGUGUGCAGGCACAUCAGGGGUCAGUGGAGCAGUUUUGUGGGAGAGCUCCUGUAUAAACUGUAGUCUCUCUGCUUUGUCUGAUGUUCUGAGUGCUCUGGCAGAGCAACGUUCCCACGUGCCCUACCGUAACAGCAAAAUUACCCACCUUCUACAGGGCUCAUUAGGUGAGCAAUAUAAACUUGUGAUUGCAUUUGACGUACUCUGUGUGUCUCGCACUCAGCACUUUCUGUCAGAGACUUUGCAGAGUUUGGGCUUUGGAUGCAGAGCCAGACAGAUUCAGAGAGACACCCAAGACAGGAGGACUGCUGGGCUGAAGAGGAAGUAAACCAGCAGACUAGUAAAAUAGCACAGAUCAUAAAACCUGUCAAUGUACAGCUUUUAAGAGAUCAACCUAUGUGUGAGGUUUCAUGAUGUGAAGCCAGGUCAUGAGACUUCACAGCACAGAUAUCACAUGGAGA
Tachysurus vachellii is the source of this 1219-nucleotide messenger RNA. RefSeq names its product kinesin family member 25 (gene kif25). The record is from RefSeq and is a predicted model, not a curated record. The transcript has 10 exons. Lineage: Eukaryota; Metazoa; Chordata; Actinopteri; Siluriformes; Bagridae. Gene Ontology annotation, molecular function: ATP binding; microtubule motor activity; microtubule binding. Gene Ontology annotation, biological process: microtubule-based movement.